AUGUUAGGAAUAAAGUUUUUGUUAAUUGAUUUAAAUCAACCUCCAUUUCAGUUUAUAACAGCCUUCUUCAUAGCUUCAAGUAAUGCAAUUUUCUUUGGUUCCUGGUCAGGUCCCGUAAGAAACAAAGUUGAAACUGUGACAGUAGCACCGGCAAUUCAACAAUAUCCAAUUUCAUACAUCAGAGCGUUUGCUUAUCAGCCAGUUGCAUUCCCACAACCAUUAGCUCCAAUAACAACAUAUCAUGUGUCAAGAAACCCUCAAGCAUACCCCACAAAGAACGUCCAAUCAAAUUCAAAUCAAUUUAACAACGCAGUGUUGCAAGCAAUGCAGCAACAACUUUUCAAAAAUCGAGAUUCUUCUAAUGAGUUUCCUUCAUUUCCUCCAAUGAUGCAACAACUUCCAUUAGAUUCACAAGUUGAUUUUGGCACGACACCAACGACAACGACGACCACGACGACAACAACGCCAGCACCAACCCAGCCACCUUCUCAAGUUCACGUGAGACCAGAACCUUAUCAACGUCAAAUUCCAAUUCCACAAGCUUUCCAACAAGGAAAUUUUGGAGGCUUUCCUCAAUAUUACAAUCAACAAUACAGUCAACCUAAUCCAUUCCAGUUUACUGGACAAAGCAACAUGGCAAAUCAAUUCUCAGGUCGUCUUUUCAGUAAUGAACCGAGUUAUCAACAAUAUUCUGCUGAUCCAGUGACAUAUCAAUUCAUUCCUACAUCCAUUACACCUCUUCCCAAUCAAAAUAAUAAUAAUAAUAAUGUUAAAUAUGUGCCGUGUAUGUGUCCAGUUGCUGUUUCAAUAUCGCCACCAUUAAAUGAACCUGAGAAAAGAACAGACGAGAUUCCACUUUUGUCGCCAACACCUGAGCCUGAUCGUUUAUUGCAGUCUUUUCAAGCGUCAACACAACUAUCAGAAGAAGAGAAUAAAUAG
This is a messenger RNA of Clunio marinus, 939 nucleotides long. The record is from the annotation of a GenBank genome assembly. Lineage: Eukaryota; Metazoa; Arthropoda; Insecta; Diptera; Chironomidae.